AUGCGGGAGGGGAUUACAAGAUGGGGAAUCGAACACCAACAAGGUGAAAGUUCAGGUAGCCAACCAAUUGAGGGUUUGACCUCUUGUCCUGUUAACCCUGUGGUUAUGCCAGCAGUAUUUUCUGUUUGUUAUUUGUUGAAGUUUAGAGUUAGACCAAUGACUGCAGCCUCCUUUUCUGCUAUAAGCAAAAAGAAAUUUGGGACUGAUACUAGGCACAGGUACAUGUCUGUUAUCUUUUUCUCUUGCAUCGGAGUCGUGAUUUUGCUCUUCUGCUUGAGAAAAAAGAUUUUCUGGCACAAAAAUCUCAGGUUUUGGGAAUCUAUAGCUGAGGAUCACCAAAAUAUUGAAGCAUUUCUGAAGAACUCCGGAUCAUAUGGUCCAAAAAGAUACAGCUAUACAGACAUCAAGCGAAUCACCAGUCACUUCAAAAACAAACUAGGGCAAGGAGGAUUUGGUAAUGUAUACAGAGGAAGUUUGCGUAACGGGAGUCAAGUGGCAGUGAAGGUCCUGAAUGAACUAAGUAGGACAUCACAUGUUAACAUUGUGAGCCUUGUGGGAUUUUGUUUUGAGGGUCACAAAAGAGCUCUUUUAUAUGAGUUCAUGCCAAAUGGAUCUCUUGAAAAGUUUAUUUAUGAGGAAAUAUCUGACGGAGUUCGCCAGUUAGGCUGGCAAAUAUUGUAUGAAAUUGCAUUAGGCAUUGCUCGAGGAUUGGAGUACUUGCACCGUGGUUGUAACACUCGGAUUUUGCAUUUUGAUAUAAAGCCUCAUAAUAUCCUACUUGAUGAGGAUUUUUGUCCAAAGAUCUCCGACUUUGGUCUUGCCAAACUAUGCAUAAAAAAGGAGAGUAUCGUGUCAAUGUUAGGUCCACGAGGUACUAUAGGCUAUAUUGCUCCAGAAGUUGUUUGCAGAAACUUGGGAGGUGUCUCUCACAAGUCUGACGUCUAUAGCUAUGGAAUGAUGGUCCUAGAGAUGGUUGGAGGAAGAAAGAAUGUUGAUGUUGGAGUUGAUCGUACAAGUGAAAUCUACUUCCCACAUUGGCUCUAUCGACGAAUUGAACUAGACGAAGAGCUUCAACUAAUCGGAAUAAUGAAUGAAGAGGAGAACGAAUGUGCAAGAAAGAUGGUGAUAGCAAGUUUGUGGUGCAUACAGACUGAUCCUGCAAAUCGACCAUCGAUGAGCAAGGUUGUGGAAAUGUUAGAAGGGAAACUAGACUCUUUGCAAAUGCCUCCCAAGCCUUACCUAUAUUCUCCCUCAAGAUCAGAGGUAGAUUCAUCAAUAAUAGAACUGACAACAACAACAACAUACCCAGUAUAGUCCCACAAGUGUGGCGU
This is a messenger RNA of Solanum verrucosum, 1331 nucleotides long. RefSeq names its product rust resistance kinase Lr10-like. Gene Ontology annotation, molecular function: ATP binding; protein kinase activity. Gene Ontology annotation, biological process: protein phosphorylation. The transcript is spliced from 4 exons. NCBI's taxonomy places the organism in Eukaryota, Viridiplantae, Streptophyta, Magnoliopsida, Solanales, Solanaceae. The record is from RefSeq and is a predicted model, not a curated record. Bases 1 to 1314 code for a protein of 437 amino acids.